UUUUGGAAGAACUCGUAAAAGAUUUCAACAUGGCUUUUGGUGAUUAUCUCGCUGAAUACAACCCCAAGGUACAUGGUCCUUAUGACCCAGCUCGCUAUUAUGGCAAAGCUGAUGUUCCCUUCGGUCAAGUAAAAUUGGGUGAAUUGGGAGCCUGGUUUGCUGGGAUUGCUGGUGCCUUCAGUCGUGUCUGGUGGCGUUGGAAUCACAAGUACGUUCAACCCAAACGUGCUGGAAUUGCUCCAUUCCUGCAACUCACUGCUGCCGCUAUGACAUUCUUCUAUGCCAUCAACUACGGCAAGAUGAGACACCACAGAAGAUACAAAUACCAUUAAACUGGACGCCUCUGUCGAGAACUUUGCAACACAACUUUUCCCACGUUCGACAUGGGAUAAAGUGAGUUCUGAAUUCGUAUUGCAUUGUGUUAUUCCGAAUAACUGUCAUCAGCUGAUGUUUUUAUCGUAUUCAAAUGUUUAAAAAAUAAAUCAUAAAAUUCUUAUAGAAGAAAAAUAAUUAAAAAACUAAAAUAAAAA
Molecule: messenger RNA, 530 nt
Organism: Musca domestica (house fly)
Lineage: Eukaryota; Metazoa; Arthropoda; Insecta; Diptera; Muscidae
Product: putative ATP synthase subunit f, mitochondrial
Exons: 1
Coding region: 30-332 (100 amino acids)
Biological process (GO): proton motive force-driven mitochondrial ATP synthesis
Molecular function (GO): proton-transporting ATP synthase activity, rotational mechanism
Source: RefSeq, a predicted model, not a curated record